AUGGAACCGCAAAUUGAUGAAUCAAAAGCAGGUCAAGAUGAAGAGAAGUACCAAGUCAAAGCAGACGUACAACCCGCGAAGCAGUCAGUACAACAUCAAGUAGUGUCUCACUCCCCAACACCUUCUAGCACAUCCUCCCCUGAAUUCUCCUUCAGUAACAACUCCCUCCUAGCCCUGACUAACAAUCAAAAAGAUGAUUUUACCCUUUUACCCGUUGAUGCAGACGACAUCUUCUUCCAUGGUCACAUGCUACCCCUCCACAGCCUCCCAAACCACCGAUCCUCCUCCUCCUCCACCAACUCCGUUGACAGCACUUUCACCCUUACUCUCGAUACAGACGACAAUAACAACAACAACAACAACAACAACAACAACAAAAUCGACGACUUUCACGUCCAGGAACAUUGCCGUAUUUUGGAGGGAAAGGAGAGGGUAAAAUCGAGAUCCUUUUCCCAUAUUUUCUCCAAAUGGCGGAAACACCAUCGGGAACACGAUUGCAUGGGAAAAGACGACAAGAACGAUGGGAAAAUUAGGAAAUCAAGAUUCAACAUCGUCAACAAACUGGUUAAACCGUUUGCCAUGAAUCCCUUUAGGCACAAGAGAGCCGGCAAGAAUAAAACCAUUAAUAAUGAUUCCUUUGAUCAUGAGUUCCUAAGGCAGCCGGCAUCCUUCAAUGCAUAUUCGGGGAGUUUGAGAGUGAAGAGAAGGAAGGAUUUAGUGUUGAGAGGGAGGAGAAGCGAAUUCUCAUCUGCGCCCGUCUCAAUAACAACUUCGCCUGCGAAUAGCGGGCCUUUGUUAGUCAGAGCUUAUUAUCAUAAAACUGAUAGCACAGUUGAGGAGUUACAGGCCGCGAUUCAAGCUGCCAUUGCUCAUUGCAAGAACUCGGUUAAUGCUCAAGAGGAAGAAAAGGAGGAAGCAGACGACGUUGUUGUUUAG
Messenger RNA from Striga asiatica, 936 nucleotides. The record is from the annotation of a GenBank genome assembly. Lineage: Eukaryota; Viridiplantae; Streptophyta; Magnoliopsida; Lamiales; Orobanchaceae.